Closterium sp. NIES-65 is the source of this 495-nucleotide messenger RNA. The record is from the annotation of a GenBank genome assembly. NCBI's taxonomy places the organism in Eukaryota, Viridiplantae, Streptophyta, Zygnematophyceae, Desmidiales, Closteriaceae.
AUGGACAUCGCCCGCACGUCCAUGAUUCAUGCCUGUACUGCCACUGGUGGUCCUCGGUCUGGGGGCGCUCGUUCGAGAGGUGCUGGAGCUGGAGGUGCUGGGGCAGGUGGUGCUAGCUCUGAGGGUGCUGGAGCUGGAGGUUCUGACACUGGAGGUGCUAGUUUUGGGGGUGUUGGAGCUGGAGGUGCUAGUUCUGGGGGUGCUGGAGCUGGAGGUGAUGGCACUGGUGGUGCUAGUUCUGGGGGUGCUAGAGCGGGAGGUGCUAGCACUGGCGGUGCUAGUUCUGGGGGUGCUGGAGCAGGGGGUGCUGGCGCCAUAAGAGCUGGUACUGAGGAAACGGGAGCUGGAGGCUCGCCUACUGCGUCGCCCACUGCGCCUCCCCACCGCCACGACACCCGUUUCCAGGCCCUUUGCCGGCUUGAGCGCGAGGAGCAGGAGCAGUUGGAGCAGGAGAGGCAGGAGUUGCAGCAAUUGGACCACCAGCAGCAGCAGUAG